Molecule: messenger RNA, 1578 nt
Organism: Penicillium maclennaniae
Lineage: Eukaryota; Fungi; Ascomycota; Eurotiomycetes; Eurotiales; Aspergillaceae
Exons: 1
Coding region: 1-1578 (525 amino acids)
Source: RefSeq, a predicted model, not a curated record
AUGAAAUUGGAGGCAGACGAGGUCAAUCGCCUCAUUAAGCGGACCAGGUACUGGCUCAGACAAGCGAGGCUCGAGCAGGUCAAGUCGGAAGACUUGCUUAUGCAGAGCCUUCGCACCGAUUCGACUUUACUUACUCCGGACACCCCUCAUGAGUUCUUUGAUGCCAGACAGGAGCAGAACACCUCUCCAGUUCCGAGCGAGAAGUCAUAUCGACCCACUUCGCCAGGUCUCACCACCGAGCCAGUCACUGAACGAACCACCCCUCAAGAAUCUCCCAAGAAGAGCUGCCUCCAGAGCUUCAAAACGAGAAUGGAAAUCCUUCCUUCCUAUGUUCGCUUUGAUGAAGGUCCUAGUGACUAUCUUGGGGAGUACCCCUCGCCUGAAAAGAUGCAGGUUAUCAGGGACAGCUACCUCCACAAACCCAAGGAUGUCAUAUUUCUUCUCACGCCCGUGACAAAUCUCUCGGCCAGGCCCAGUGAAUGCAAAGCUCACAAAGAGAUUGUCAUGGCCACCAGCCCCUUCCUAGCCGCGGCCCUGCAGGUCAUUAAGGAGGAUGAAGAUGGAAUAACUCGCAUCCACCUUCACGGAGGUCCGCGGUUCAAUUGCCCCACUGCUUUCGGGUUGGCUCUUCAUGGCCUGUACGACCCUAAGCGGAAGCUUUCGCACGAGAAUAUUCGACUCCAUGCUGUAAGUGGACUGGGCGCUGAACCGAGAAAAAAGGACAGCGAACUGGCCUUCUCAGUCCACCUGGCCAAGCUGGAUUUUGCUCUUUGCUACGGCUCGGCUGGCGCUUUCUUCGGAUAUCAACCUGCUGUCAGAUGCGCGAUUGAGUUGAUCCUGGAUCUUAUUGAUUGGGAAAGCGCUGAUUUCCUUCUUUCUUCGUGUCUUCUGAUCGGCGAAUACAUGCUGACUGUUCCCGCGCUUCACUCUGGUGCCGUAAAACCCACUCCAGCCGUUGUGCACGCGGGGCAAAUCGGUGAUCAUCACAUGUCCAACUUCCAUUUGAACGAGAUAGGUGUUGUCAAAAAGGCAUUGUUCAAGUUCAUGGCGUCGAAUGUCAAGCCCGAUUUCAAACUCUAUGAGCGUGCUCAAGCCACUUACUACGCGACUCGCAUUCCGCAUCAAAUCUGGACCCUGCCAGGCUCAUACACGGAUAACAUGAGCCUUGAGGCAGUCCGCUAUGGAGGUCACCCCUCUUACGCAGACCUGAGAACCAAACGUCUCGAUAUCACCAUCCUUUCCGCAAUGCUCAUCACUCUCCCAUUCUGUUUCUUCAUGAAUCUCAUCGACGAGAUGAAGAAGGCUCGGACCCCGGCGCUCACCGUAGACCUGAUGAAGGAAGUCGUGGACUUGCGUGAACAACGCCGCACGUGGGCCUUGCACAUCCUUGCCCAAAAGAGGCUCUUACCUGGUGUCAUUGACCAAGCCUAUCUCGAAGAACUUGGCUAUCGUGAAUUUGUCCUCUUCGAACGAGCCGCAGACCAGUGCGUCAGCAAUGCCAUGGUUCAUCGCAUCUGGGUGGGACUCGACCCUCCUGUUGCUCCCCCCACCGCGUCCAAUGACUCUGGCCGAACUUGA